GUCGUCGCCGUGCGCAACAACUGCUUCCAGGUGCGCCGCGGCGAGUGCUUCGGGCUGCUGGGCGCCAACGGCGCGGGCAAGUCGACGACGCUGAACAUGAUCAUCCGCCACACGGUGCCGUCGGCCGGGGACGCGCGGAUCAUGGGCCACUCCGUGCUCGACGACUUCGACGCGGCCGCGAAGCAUCUCGGCGUCGUCGACCAGCACAACACGCUCUGGGACUCGCUGAGCGCCCAGGACCACCUGGAGCUCUUCGCCAUGCUCCGGGGCUGCCCGCGCGGCGAGGCGCGCGCGCUCGUCGACGCGUGUCUGGAAGACUUGGAGCUGAAGCCGCACGCGGCGAAGCUGAGCUGCGAUCUGAGCGGCGGCAUGAAGCGGAAGCUAUGCUGCGCCAUCGCGUUGAUCGGCGACCCGGCCUGCGUGCUCCUCGACGAGCCGUCCGCGGGCCUCGACCCCGUCGCGCGGCGGAACCUGUGGAACGUGCUGGGCGCGACGAUGUCCGCGCGGGGCGUCGUGCUGACGUCGCACCUCAUGGACGAGGUCACGGUGCUCUGCGACCGCAUCUCGAUCAUGACCAAGGGCACGAUGCGCUGUUUAGGGACGCCCCAGCAUUUGGUGGACGCGUACGGGCGCCACUACGAGCUCACCUUAGUCCACACGCUCGACGCGGACCCCGCGAAGCUCGACGAGUUCGUUCACGCGUCCUUUUCCAAGCGGAGCUCGCUCGACAGCGUCAUGCAGAACCGGCGGACCUACCUCAUCGACCGCGACGCCGUCGACGUCGCGAGCGCGUUCCGGUCCCUGGAGAAGCGGAAGAAGGCGCUCGGCGUCGACGAGUACAUGUUCAAUCAGCCGUCGCUGGAGCAGGUCUUCCUGAAGUUCGCC
Messenger RNA from Aureococcus anophagefferens, 885 nucleotides. RefSeq lists its product as hypothetical. The annotation marks the transcript as partial. The record is from RefSeq and is a predicted model, not a curated record. Gene Ontology annotation, biological process: transmembrane transport; lipid transport. Gene Ontology annotation, cellular component: intracellular membrane-bounded organelle; membrane. Gene Ontology annotation, molecular function: ABC-type transporter activity; ATP hydrolysis activity; ATP binding. Lineage: Eukaryota; Pelagophyceae; Pelagomonadales; Pelagomonadaceae. The transcript has a single exon.